UGCGGCGUUACCAGAUUUGGAUGAGACUUCCGAUGUGCAGACUUCCCCACUGGCUUCUUCAUUGCCUUCGACCAAAGUUUGCAAAUAGUGGUCUUAUGAAUUCUAAGUCCUAGAUAAGUUUUAUCAUCAUGUCUUCAGAGAUUAGCCCGCCAGAUGUAAAGGACGCCAUUAGGGCCGAUGCACACACACAGCGCCAGUUCGAGGACUGCACCCCAUGCAGAUUAAUUGGUUCUGGUGCAUUUGCAGGUCUCGGGGUGUAUACAUGGAUAUCCGGACAUGCUCAACUGCGACAGCAGAAGGCGGAAAUACUGAAGAAGGGCGGCGCAAUGUCAUUUCAGUUGAGGAGAGCUGGUAUUAGUGGAACAGCCGUUGGACUUAUAGGACUGGGACUAUACAGGCUCUUGGGAGACUAGAAGGAAUGGAGAUGCCCUUUCCAGCACUGAUUGCCAACGAUACCCUCCCCUCUUAUAUCCUCGAAGAGUCGGUGCCGGUUUGAACGGGCGUUAAGCAGGUCGAUCGCGUCGACGCGAGAAAAUUUUGAGAGUCAGGGUUGGUUUUCGUGUUCUUUCUCAAAAUACGUGAGGGUUGGGCUUGAUUUUUAAUGCCGCAUCAUGAAUUGAACUUUUCGAGGACUUGGUUUUCAAACUAUCUUCGCAAAGAUCAGAAAACCUGUCGAGGAUCCAGACAGAGGAGGACAAAAAAGUGAACGAAUCCGGCCUUUAUCCAGACAUUUUUCGGCGGAUUGACCCCCUCCCCAUAGUCUUGAAACAAACGAUACCAACAAUCCGUUAGUUAUUGACGGUCUCGAUUUUGUAGCAUAUGCGCGGCAUGGCAAACGAACAUGUACAUGAUGGGCUAGGAGUCACUGGCGAUGUCAAACCAGAUGCGAAAUUGAAAGAUUGGUGUAUAUGUGGGUUUGCAUACUAUGCACAUGUACAAAGCCCAGUACCACGUCUACACGUCAAAAACAAACUCCUUUCCCC
Verruconis gallopava is the source of this 983-nucleotide messenger RNA. RefSeq lists its product as uncharacterized. The transcript is spliced from 2 exons. Lineage: Eukaryota; Fungi; Ascomycota; Dothideomycetes; Venturiales; Sympoventuriaceae. The coding region runs from base 129 to 413 and encodes 94 amino acids. The record is from RefSeq and is a predicted model, not a curated record.